AUGGUAAAAAGGGUAACAUUUACUCGUCCAAAAAUUGCUAUGCCCGUAUCUGUUCAUUGCCAAGCAACUGCUAUUGCAACACAUCUUGAUGCAUUUGGGGAGAUAAAGCCCGGGUGCCCAGAAAAAUGUGGCAAUGUAACCAUACCUUACCCUUUUGGUAUAUCUAAUGAAGGAAAAGGAGGAGGAUGCUCCAUUCCUGGAGUUGGUUACGGCUACGACGUGAACUGUGAUUCUUCUUAUGAUCCUCCUAAACCAUUUAUUGGCACAGGUAACUUCGAAAUUCUUAGCAUAUCUGAAACUGAAAUUCGUGUUUCAAACACAAAUCACUCAAUAGCUAAAGUAUGUUACAAUAUACGUGGUGAUGUGGUGCGCAAUGAUUCUAUAAUCAACACGAGCGUGCAGCGGACGUCCUUUACAUUCUCGGAUAGAAAGAACAGGUUUUUCUUGAUUGGUUGUAAUUCAGUAGCGGCUAACAAGGGGUUUGAUCAGGAAAAUAGGGACUACUCCAGUAAGUGUAUAUCAUUGUGUGAAAGUAGGGGAAAAGUGGCGGAAGGGUCUUGCAGCGGGAGUGGGUGUUGCCAAAGCACUAUUCCAAAGGGGAUUAAAAGUUUUGAGACACGAGUUUCUGGGAGUGACAAUCCAAAUAUUACAAACUUCUUGUCUUUCAGCCCUUGCAGUUACGCAUUUGUGGGUGAAUAUGAGAAGUUCAAUUUCUCUGCAUCAGAUCUUCUGGCUGUACCGGAAGACAAAGCUAUUCCCAUAGUUGUUGAUUGGGCAAUUGGGAAUAAGACUUGUGAAGAAUCACAAAGAGAUCUAACCACUUACGCAUGCCAUGGAAACAGUCACUGUAACAAUUCAGACAACAGUCCGGGGUAUCGUUGCACUUGCUUUGACGGUUACAAGGGGAAUCCUUAUUUCAGUCCUGGAUGUAUAGACAUUAAUGAGUGUGAGGAUGAAAAAAACAAUCCCUGUGAAGGUAAAUGCAUCAACACAAAUGGGAGCUUCAACUGUAUUUGUCCAGCAGGCACUCAAGGCGAUGGGAAGAAAGACGGGCGAGGUUGCAUUCGCAGGGUUCCAAUUAUACAAGUUACCCUUGGUAUAGGUUUAGGGCUGUUGUUUCUAAUUAUUACAAGUUCCUGGGUGUAUUUGGUUAUACGGAAAAGAAAGCUAAUAGAAAUGGAAAGAAAGCUAAUAGAAAUGAAAGAGAGAUUUUUCCAACAAAAUGGUGGGUUGAUAUUACAACAACAACUAUCAUCAAAUGAAGAUGGCGCAGAGAAUUCAAAGAUCUUUACCGCGGAAGAGCUCAAGUUAGCAACCAACAAUUAUGAUGAUAGUUUAAUCGUUGGACGAGGAGGAUAUGGAAUUGUCUACAAGGGAUCCUUGUCAGAUAAUCGUAUAGUUGCGAUUAAGAAAUCAAAAAUAGUUGAUCAGAAUCAAAUUGAGCAAUUUAUAAAUGAACUAGUUAUUCUAACUCAGGUUAACCAUAGGAACGUGGUGAAGCUCUUGGGGUGUUGUUUAGAGACUGAAGUUCCGAUGCUUGUUUAUGAAUAUAUUUCCAACGGCACCCUCUUCGAACGUAUUCAUCCCAGCCGUGGAGAGCCUUCCAUUUCCUGGGCAAGCCGUUUGAGGAUUGCUGUUGAAACUGCAGGUGCACUUGCAUAUUUACACUCGGCAGCUUCAGUACCUAUCAUUCAUAGAGAUAUCAAAUCUACCAACAUACUUUUAGAUGAAAAUUACAUCGCAAAGGUAGCAGACUUUGGAGCAUCCAGGUUGAUUCCUUUGGACCAAACAGAAUUAUCCACACAAGUACUGGGCACUUUAGGAUAUCUGGAUCCAGAGUACUUCGACACAAGCCAACUGACGGAGAAGAGCGAUGUUUAUAGCUUUGGCGUCGUUCUCGUAGAGCUCUUGACUGCAGAAAUGCCCAUUUCUAAGGCGCGGUCUUCAAAACAAGUAAGUCUUGCACCCUAUUUCAUUUCGUCCAUGCAAGAAAAUAAAUUAUUCCAACUUCUUGAUGCUCGAGUGCGCAACGAGGGGACACCAAAACAAGUCAUUGCAGUUGCAGAAUUUGCAAAACGUUGCCUUAGCUUGAAGGGUGAAGAUAGACCAACAAUGAGACAAGUAACGACAGAACUAGAAAGACUGAGAGAGGCGGAGAAUGAAGCGUGGUCACUUCCACCAAACACCGAACAUAAGUCGAGCUUACAGUUUGAACCAACAGACCUCUAUAGUGUUCCAGUAACCGGCUCAGCAACUGGUGAGUCCGGGCAAUAUAGUUUGUAUACAACUGAUUCGGGACAAUAUACUUCGAAUACAGACAACACAGUCCAGAUGAGCAUGCCACGAUGA
Messenger RNA from Papaver somniferum (opium poppy), 2349 nucleotides. Its product is annotated as wall-associated receptor kinase 5-like. Gene Ontology annotation, molecular function: ATP binding; polysaccharide binding; protein serine/threonine kinase activity. The coding region runs from base 1 to 2349 and encodes 782 amino acids. Gene Ontology annotation, biological process: cell surface receptor signaling pathway; protein phosphorylation. NCBI's taxonomy places the organism in Eukaryota, Viridiplantae, Streptophyta, Magnoliopsida, Ranunculales, Papaveraceae. The transcript is spliced from 4 exons. Gene Ontology annotation, cellular component: plasma membrane. The record is from RefSeq and is a predicted model, not a curated record.